GCUGGAGCUUCCCCGUCGGGCUGGCAGCGGGGCCGUGGCCGGAGCAGCGGCGGGACCAGGACACGAUGGCCAACCUGGAGACGCUGCAGCCAACAGCCUGCUCACAGCCCGCAUUGUCUGGAUCUAGGUCCGCUUGUUUCACCGCGAACCAACUCCAGACGUUGAGAAGACGUCCCCUACCAGUAAGACUCCUGAAGGCCGAAAGCAGCCCCCCCAAAGGAAGGGGCUCCACCCAUCCGCCCCUGCUUCCAGCAGAUACGGGUGGUUGGAGGAGGCAGUAUUGGAUGCCAGACUGUAUACCACCUUGCUAAGAUGGGGGUGACCAAUGUCGUUUUACUGGAGAGGGACCGCUUGACUUCUGGGACCACCUGGCACACAGCAGGUCUCUUGUGGCAGCUGCGCCCUAGUGAUGUGGAGGUUGAGCUGUUGGCUCAUACCCGUAAUGUAGUCAGCCAGGACUUGGAGCAAGAGACGGGCCUCCACACAGGAUGGAUUCAAAAUGGAGGCCUCUUCAUUGCUUCCAACAAGCAACGAUUGGACGAGUACAAACGACUCAUGUCUCUUGGUAAAGUGUACGGUGUCGAGUCGUACGUUCUGUCCCCUGGGGAAACCAAGGACUUGUAUCCCUUGAUGAAUGUGGAUGACCUCUAUGGCACACUGUACGUGCCCAAGGAUGGCACGAUGGAUCCUGCUGGGACUUGCACCACACUUGCCCGGGCGGCCACUGCCCGAGGGGCUCUGAUUAUUGAGAACUGCCCAGUGACCGGUGUGGAGAUUAGAACAGAUGACCUGGGUGUACGGCAGGUGGCAGCGGUGGCCACGAGCCACGGAACUAUCCAGACACCCUGCAUGGUGAAUUGCGCAGGUGUGUGGGCCCAAGCCCUGGGGAAGAUGGCCGGUGUAAACGUCCCCCUCGUGGCGAUGCAUCAUGCCUAUGUCGUGACAGAAAAAAUCGAGGGCAUCCAGAACAUGCCGAACGUUCGAGAUCACGAUGCAUCGGUGUAUCUGCGUCUCCAAGGCGAUGCCCUUUCUGUGGGUGGAUAUGAGUCAAAUCCAAUCUUCUGGGAGGAGGUAUCCGACAACUUUGCUUUUGGGCUCUUUGACCUGGAUUGGGAUGUAUUCACACAGCACAUUGAAGGUGCUGUCAACCGAGUCCCUGUGUUGGAGAAGACAGGAAUUAAAUCCACAGUCUGUGGUCCAGAAGGAGCCUCUGAUUUGGAUGUGGAUUAUACUACAGGUGAGAAACUGGAGACCUCCAAUACGACGUGUGAUCCCUUUUGGCAUUUCUUUGAUUUUCUUACUGCAGCAGACAGGAUCCUGGGUUCUGUGGAGAGUGUCUCUUUCGAGCAAACCAUUGUGAUUCUUGCCCUGAUUUUCUUGGUGUUCUCUUUGACUCUCAGAAGGUUCCACCACGCGCUCACUGGGAACAGCCUCUGGCUCCGAGAGCGCAGCCACGAGUCGUACGCCAAGAACUACUCUGUCGUCUUCCCUUACGACGAGCCCCUGGCAGGGCGCAAUAUGAGGAAGGACCCCCUCCAUGAGGAGCUGCUACAGCAAGGCUGCAUCUUUCAGGAGAGGCACGGCUGGGAGAGGCCAGGAUGGUUCAAUCCACGCUGCAAGGCACAGGUUUUGGAUUAUGACUACUACGGGGCGUACGGCCAUAAACCUCACCAAGGCUACACUUAUAACCAGCUGCUGUCAGAUGAGUACACUUUCGAUUUCCCCCCACAUCACAAAGUGAUCAGGAACGAGUGCUUAAGCUGCCGAAAUGCUGUGGCUGUCUUCAACAUGUCUUACUUUGGCAAAUUUUACCUCGUUGGCCCCGAGGCCAGGAAGGCCGCCAGCUGGCUGUUUACAGCGGAUGUUAGCAAGCCCCCAGGGACAACUGUCUACACGUGUAUGCUAAAUGAUCGCGGGGGAGCUGAGAGCGACCUGACCGUCAGUCCAAUCGAGCCUGGCAGCGAGGAUUCGGCAUUGGCGCCAGCCUUUGAAGGAGAUGGCUACUACCUCGCGAUUGGUGGAGCCGUGGCCCAGCAGAACUGGUCACACAUCACCACGACCCUGCAGGACAAAAAGUUUCAGUGCCGGUUGAUCGAUCGAUCAGAAGAGCUUGGGAUGAUCAGCAUUCAAGGACCAUCCAGCAGCACAGUUUUCACGGGUCCCAAGCAGAGACUUUCGCAGCAAGGAAUGAUGCUGGGCGGCGGCUGUGGGAAAGAGCUGGCCCACUGGAUAGUUCAUGGACGUCCUGAGAAGGACAUGUAUGGCUAUGAUAUCAGGAUCGGCCGAGAGCAUCCCAGAGAAGUGUUCAUCCAGUCGCUGCUGAAAGACUGCCAGUCGUCUCUGGAGGAGGUUUGGAACGAGCGGAGCGGAUGGCUCCAUUCCUCCGAGUCUCUGCGGAAGACGGGCUGUCGGGCCACACGUGUUGCUGAGGUCCGAGCCAUGAGACUGUCGUUCGUGGGAGAGAUGGGCUGGGAGCUUCAUGUGCCCAGAAACCACUGCACGAGGGUCUACCAGUCUGUCAUGAAAGCUGGAGCCAAGGAUGGCAUCACCAACGCUGGCUACAGGGCCAUCGACUCCCUCAGCAUCGAAAAAGGCUACAGGCACUGGCACGCAGACCUCCGGCCUGAUGACACCCCCCUGGAAGCUGGCCUGGGCUUCACGUGCAAACUCAAAACGGACAUCCCUUUUCUCGGACGAGAAGCCAUAGAGGCCCAGAAAGCCGCCGGCAUAUUCCGCCGCUUGGUCUGCUUCACUGUUGAUGAAAAGGUCCCUCUGUUUGGGCUGGAAGCCAUCUGGAGAAACGGCAAAGUUGUUGGACACAUCCGAAGGGCCGAUUUCGGACAUGCUCUCAACAAGACUGUCGCCUAUGGGUAUAUCCGGAAUCCUGAGGGUGGGCCGGUCACCACAGAGUUUGUGAAGAAGGGUGAAUACCUACUGGAAAGAAUGGGGGUUCCUUAUGCAGCCAAAGCCCAUAUCAAGUCACCUUUUGACCCAGAGAACAAAAGAGUGAGAGGGAUAUACUGAGAUGAAAUCUGGAUCAUUUGGGAGAGAAGAGGUAAGAAGCCGUAGCCGCAGAAGAUCAAGAUGGAAGAAGAGCAUAGCAAGCCAACAGGAUCUCAGCGAUGUUCUCUCGCAGCAGUGGCGUAGUGGUUAAGAGCAGGUGCACUCUAAUCUGGAGGAACCGCUUGAGCUGUGGAGGCUUAUCUGGGGAAUUCAGAUUAGCCUGUGCACUCCCACACAUACCA
Messenger RNA from Sphaerodactylus townsendi, 3245 nucleotides. It is a transcript of the gene SARDH, whose product is annotated as sarcosine dehydrogenase. Gene Ontology annotation, cellular component: mitochondrion. The coding region runs from base 313 to 3024 and encodes 903 amino acids. Gene Ontology annotation, molecular function: protein binding; oxidoreductase activity. The record is from RefSeq and is a predicted model, not a curated record. The transcript has 24 exons. Lineage: Eukaryota; Metazoa; Chordata; Lepidosauria; Squamata; Sphaerodactylidae.